AUGCCAACGUUCCAAUCCAAAACCUUCCGACGGGCAACCACUGCAUCCUCAUCACUCAGUGAGAGGCUUGGCGCAUUCUAUCGAGCGCGCUUAGUUCGCCAUCCAUUUCUACUUUUUGGCCUACCCUUCAUGACUGUCAUUGUCGCAGCGUCUUUUGCUUUGACACCUGCAACGGCCCUGCGGUAUGAGCGAUAUGACAGAAAAGUUCAACAAGUCAGCAAAGAAGAGGCCUUCAAUCUUGGCCUGAAAGGCCCGGAUGGCGAAGAGGGCAUCAAGCGGAACCCGCGUCGACGGGUCAUUGGCGAUGAGCGAGAGGAAUACUAUAGACUUAUGGCGAAAGACCUAGACGACUGGGAACAAAAGCGAGUGAAGAGAUUUGAAGGUGAACCAGAUGGAAGGCUUUAA
Penicillium chermesinum is the source of this 405-nucleotide messenger RNA. Its product is annotated as cytochrome c oxidase assembly protein COX16. The transcript has 2 exons. The record is from RefSeq and is a predicted model, not a curated record. Gene Ontology annotation, biological process: mitochondrial respiratory chain complex IV assembly. The coding region runs from base 1 to 405 and encodes 134 amino acids. NCBI's taxonomy places the organism in Eukaryota, Fungi, Ascomycota, Eurotiomycetes, Eurotiales, Aspergillaceae. Gene Ontology annotation, cellular component: mitochondrial inner membrane.